AAUAGAAAUUUUGUUAAAAAGACAUUUUUUAAAUCCACUAGUAAAUAAUAUGGCGGAGUUAAAGCGGUCUGCUUGUUUAUUUUUAAUCGUUGUAUUUUUACUUGUUUAUGGCGUGGUUUACUUCUUAAAUAGCGGUCAAACUAUUAAUAAGGGCAUAUUAAAAAAUGCUGAAUCUAAAUCAAGUGAAUCAACUGAACCGAAUGAAAAAUAUUUGCCAGCAGUUGAUAACAAAAGUCAACUGAAUGAAAAUGUUGAAGUCACAGAAGAGGAAUUAGAAGACUUUCACCGCAGUCAAAAUUAUGAAAAUGACGAAGAUACACAAAGGAAUGAUUAUUUAGAAGAAAAGGAGAAAGAAAAUCUUAUUCAUCAAGAUAUUAAAAAUAUGAAUAACAUUCAGGAAUAUAAAAGAAAUAAAAAUGAUGAUGAUAAUGUAAUAGACAGACUAAACCAAGUAAACACAAAGAAGGGUAUAUUUCCUGAACGUCAUACAACUGUCAUAGUUGAUGCCUCUGCUAAGCCAAAAGGUCCUUUAAUAAAACGCUUUCCUGGUGCUAUUAUAGCUGGAACUAAAAAAAGUGGAACCAGGGCGCUUCUAUCAUUCUUAGCUCGGCAUCCAUUAAUUCGUUCUGCUGGGAAAGAAAUGCAUUUUUUUGAUAAAAAUCAUACAUAUGCAAAAGGUUUAGCAUGGUAUUUUGAUCAGAUGCCAAUGUCUUAUGAGAAUGAGAUCACUAUAGAAAAAACUCCUGCUUACUUUGUUAAACCGAUGGUGCCAGAAAGAAUUUAUAACUUUUCAAAAAAUAUAAAACUUAUUUUCAUAUUCCGUGAUCCAGUUAGACGAGCUAUUUCAGAUUAUGCACAAGGUCUAGCAAAAAACAAUGAUCGAAGACCUUUUAGAGCCAUGAUUACCAAAAAAAGACAGCCAGAUGUAAUUGACCCAAGGUGUAACAAAGUUAACGUUGGCUUGUACUUGAAUCAUUUAAGAAGGUGGCUACAAUAUUUCCCUCUAAAACAAAUGCAUUUUGUUAAUGGGGAUGAUUUCUCGAAAAAUCCAGCCCCAGAGCUAAAACUUGUCCAGCAAUUUUUAAAUUUGGAUGUUUUAGUUAAUGAACAAUCAUUUGUUUUUAAUAAAACAAAGGGAUUUUAUUGUAUUCGUGUUAUACGUGAGUCUACCCAAGAAGAAGAAAUUGACUGUUUGAGUGCAACUAAAGGACGCAAACAUCCAAAUAUAAGUGACGAUGUUAUAAGACUGUUAACAGAAUUUUACAGGCCAUAUAACAGAGAUUUUUUUAAUUUCAUUGGGAGGGAUUUUGGUUGGCCAAGUUAACUAGUGCUUGUUUGUAUUAAAUCAAAAUAGAAAAAAAUGUCAACAUUUAGGAGUGAUAAUUUCAAGUGGCAAAUUUUGGGAGCAGUACAAAUAUUUAAUCAGCAGAUGAUUGUGAUUGGUUGUACAAACCUUUGUUUAAAUGCUCCUUUUUGUUUUAAUCUAAUUUAAAACCUGAGUUUCAAUGCCCUUUGCCUAGGAGACAAACUGAGGUAUGUACUCAAUUACUAACUAUAAAUUUUAAUGCUCAUUAAUUUUGAUAUCUUGAUGUUAAUGCUGUUUACAAUGAAUUUGUCUUAACUACCCUUUUUCUCUUUUUUUCUUUUUUUUUCUGGGGCAACAAAAGAUUGAAUAAACCAACUAAGUACAUUAUAGCAGACACUCUAUUGUUGUUAUAGUAUUUUUGGUGAAUUCUUUGUAUUAUAUAUUAAACAUAAUUAUUACACAACUGCACAAAGUUUAUACAUGCAAAAUCGUAUUUAAAUUUGUAUAAUAUGUUUGCUUUAUUUGUGGACUAUAGAUAUUUUUAUUUUUUUAUGUUAUAAUGUUUUGUAUGGAUCUUUUUUGGAUUUGUUAUUACAGUAGUCAAAGUACUUCAAGGCUGUCAAGUGCUAUAACGUUAUCUCAAAUUGGCAAAAUGUCUGGAGUAUUAGCAAUUUAGGUUGUGUUUGCUUAAUUAGAACUAUUUUCUUUUUUUUAAAAAAGCGGUAAGGAUUGGUGUGCACUACCUUCCAUACAGUCUGUUCUGUUAAUAUGCUUGUAAUUAAACCUGAACUCACUGGUUUCCAAUGUUUCAAUAAAGCAACGAGGGAAAUGUUGAGGAUUUUAGUUGAAGAAAUAAGAAGUAAAUAUUAGAGACGCUAUGGAUAUUAUUUCACCAAAUGGUGAUGAUGGUAUAUAUUUAUGUUUAUCCGGCAAAUAAAUAUGUGUUACAAAAUAGUGUAUAUAUAAUAUAGGAAUAUUAUGAAAUCAUAAACAACUAUAACACUCUUUUUUUAAAUCAAUUAGGAUUUCCAUUGUAUGUUUUUAUGAGCCAGUGAUGUUUAUAUAUGGUAAAAGUCAAAAAAGUUUAUACUCUGAUAAUGUAAAUUAAAUUAUAGUUUAUUAAAUACUUGAUAUGUGCCACCUGGUCUGAAACACUGAGUUUUCUGGCUAGUUCAUGGAAGAAAGUGUUUUUUUUUAAGUUUUAUUUAAAUUGGUGAUUUUUUUUUUGUAUAAGUUUGUUGAUAUUAUGAUAGUUACAGCCAAAACAUUUUUCUAUAAUCUUUUGCCCCUGAAAUAAUAUUUUAAAAUAGUGGCUUGCAUUGUUUGAACAGAAAAUUAGUGAUAAAUAUUAUGUAGGAUAUUAAGCCAUACGGUCACAAAGCAACACCAGCAGGCACAGAACGUUUUUACGUCUAGUAGUUUUAGUAGUGGUUGCACAGAAACGUAUUUACUAUUUUACGAUGAUUGCUAAAACUAAGGCCAUUGCAUUCCGAUUAUUACUGUGAGUACAAAUACAUGGAAACAGAUAAUAACAAAUAACAUCUCUUGUGUGGGUGAUUAGGGACCAAAUACUACCAAAACUGGUGCAACUCCUUAACAUUGGGUCAACCAUCCAUUUUGCAACCAAGGGGUAGAUGAAUGACAACAUUAAAUUUAAAAUUUUUUUUACAUUUUAAAUUUUUUUCAUCACACUACUCACAGCAAUAAGAUGCAACAUGCAGAGAUGUGUCACAAUAAAAUUGGAUAUUUAAGUAAUUGUAACAAAUUAAAUUUACUAUUGCUAAAAAUUUGUUCCGUUUCCCUGUUGCUGUGCUAAUUUACAAUUUUAUUUUAAAUGUUACAAUGCAUUAUUAUUU
This is a messenger RNA of Hydractinia symbiolongicarpus, 3162 nucleotides long. Its product is annotated as heparan sulfate glucosamine 3-O-sulfotransferase 6-like. The record is from RefSeq and is a predicted model, not a curated record. NCBI's taxonomy places the organism in Eukaryota, Metazoa, Cnidaria, Hydrozoa, Anthoathecata, Hydractiniidae. The transcript is spliced from 2 exons. Bases 50 to 1324 code for a protein of 424 amino acids. Gene Ontology annotation, molecular function: [heparan sulfate]-glucosamine 3-sulfotransferase activity.